Messenger RNA from Aphanomyces invadans, 1888 nucleotides. RefSeq lists its product as hypothetical. The record is from RefSeq and is a predicted model, not a curated record. NCBI's taxonomy places the organism in Eukaryota, Oomycota, Saprolegniomycetes, Saprolegniales, Verrucalvaceae. The coding region runs from base 30 to 1583 and encodes 517 amino acids. The transcript has a single exon.
UGCUAUUUCGCAAUUCGCAACCUUUGACCAUGUCUCCUUACACACCCGUCCCCGUGCCUGCGACCCCGUCGCCAAAUGCUGGGACCUCCGCCAUUGCCAUCACGUCGACUGCCGAGCGCCGAGAGAUCGCAGCGUCAGUGGCCACGACGACAUUUGUCAACUGCCACCUUGCCGCUCCCGCCGUUCUUGAGAAUCAACGAAAGCCCGUCGACUUGGUCGUGGUCCUCGACAGGUCGGGCAGCAUGCAUGGCGAUAAGCUCGCUCUGUGCAAACGCACGAUGGACUUCCUCGCACACCAACUGGCGCCUCACGACCGUGUGUCGCUCGUCUCGUACGACUCGGACGUGACGACGGACAUGCCCUUGACCAAGAUGAAUGACCAAGGCAAAGCCAACCUGGCACAAAAGGUGAAAUGCAUCCAAGCAGGAAGUUGCACCAACCUGAGCGGGGGUCUCGUCGCUGGCGUGGAAGAGGUUCAGCGGCCCACGCGGCUGGACAAUGGAGAACCAAAUCCAGUUCAGUCCGUCCUGCUCCUGACCGACGGUCAGGCCAACGAAGGAGUGACGGGACCUGACAGUCUCGCCAAGCUGCUUGGUGAAUUGCUUGGGCCACAAGUGUCGUUGCACACGUUUGGCUAUGGCUCGGACCAUAACGCGACCCUCCUCGGUCGACUGGCGGACAUCGGCCGCGGGUCGUACUACUUUAUCCAGAACGUGGAUGGCGUGGCAUUGGCGUUUGCGCGAUGCCUGGGCGGUCUUCUCAGCGUUGUGGGCCAGAACAUCAAGCUCGAAGUCGUCGCGUCCCCUGGUGCAUUGAUUGCUUCCGUCAAGACCAAGCGGCCAGUGAUGACGGUGGCCGACAAAGUGCACGUGGAAAUUGACUUGGGCGACAUGUUUGCCGAGGAGUCGCGCGACGUGCUCGUGGAAGUGCAGUUGACUCCCCAAGUGCCGUCUGAAAAGAUGGAGAUCGUCGAGUUUCGGGUGCGCUACGUGAACGUACUGCAGUCGACGAUGGAAAAGGAAACGUCUGUCGUGACGAUCGGUCGCCCUGCUCGUGUCGAACAUGACGACGACGACACCGUGGACGAAGUCAUCGUGGCACAGAAGCUGCGCAUCGCAGCCGUCGAAGCGAUCGAGUCGGCACAAGCUGAAGCGAACAAGGGAAACUUAGACCAAGGCAAACGGUUCCUCCGGUCCGCGAUCGAGCUGGUGCAGCGCGACAUGGCCACGUUGAGCGUCAAUGCCCAGGCGACGAUGGCGAUAUUGCUGGCCGACUUGGACGAAUGCACGGUCAACAUGGCGAGUCAGUCGGUGUACCAGUCCCGCGGACAAGGCCGCACACAGCAGAAGAUUCAAACGCACUGGAUGCAGCGCCAAAACAACGUUGAAGUCGAAGAGGAUUGCCUCCUCGACUGUGACGACGGAUUUGUAAAAUUUUGCAGCAGCAGCAACGACGACGACGAAGACAAGACUGCACCACGACGGCAAGCGGCUGCUCCCGCCCCAGCACCCGGUGGCUACGCGGGCAUUGGGAACGCCAUGCAAAGGCAAAUGAUGAAGAAAGCGUUCAAAGUCACGAAGUAGCUUGUCCAUUCAUCCUUCUAUCUAAUCGAUCCUGUGUCGUUCGCCCUGGCAAUCGCCGGUUUGCUCGCAUGGUUUCAACAGAGCUAGACCGCUCGACGUGCCCCUUUCGAAUCGCCAAGCAGGCGUUUGCAAAGACGUGUGUGAAUAGGGCGGCGCAUUCUUGUCAUGGCAACGCUUGUCGCGACCGAGCAACGGGCAUGAGGUCGUCGCCGCGGCGUCAUUCCGCCGCGAUGUGGAGCACGCCGCCAUGGCAUCAUCCAUCCCCUCUGGACGAGCACAUGGCGUUUGGAUAAAGUUCCAUGCAC